This is a messenger RNA of Astyanax mexicanus (Mexican tetra), 837 nucleotides long. RefSeq lists its product as uncharacterized. The coding region runs from base 1 to 735 and encodes 244 amino acids. The transcript is spliced from 6 exons. The record is from RefSeq and is a predicted model, not a curated record. NCBI's taxonomy places the organism in Eukaryota, Metazoa, Chordata, Actinopteri, Characiformes, Acestrorhamphidae.
AUGUCUCUGAUAUGGAUUUUCCUUCUGUUUUUCCAGAUAGUCUAUUCUGCUGAAGCUGUGGAUCCUAAUGAGCCGUCGUUUGUCUCAGUUGAUUCUGGUCAUCCCCAAUUAAACAUCUCAGUGAUCCAAACUCCAGUCUCAGCAUCAGUUCCUUCAGGACAGCGAGUGAAUCUGCAGUGCUCCGUCUACCCUGAGAACCAAUCAGCAGAACUGAGAGUCUUCUGGUUCAGAUCUGCUGCAGGAUCAUCCUCUCCUGAAAUCAUCCACACUCAUAACUUCAGCAGGAGCAGCCGUCAGUGUGUGUACAACUUCUCCAAGAUCAUCACCGAUGAGAGCGAUACUGGAACUUUCUACUGCGCUGUGGCCACCUGUGGGAGGAUCAUUGUCGGGAAUGGAACACCAGUGAACUUGAAGGGGCCUGCAGAUCCCACUGUGAUCAUUCUGGGAGCUGCUGUGGGAGUGUGUGUGGUUGUGAUCAUCGCUCAGGCCAUUGUGUUUUAUAAAAGAAGAAACAGCGAACAAAGCAGUGGAAGAUCUACCAACAGUGAGCAGCCGUGGUCUGCAGUACAGAACUCAGCCAAUCAGGACGGUGAAUCUGCUGGAGUGAAUUACGCUUCUGUUCAGUUUAAAGAUCGUAAAGCUAAAGCGGGCAGAGUGAAGAGGGAACAGUCUGAGGACGUGGUUUACUCUGAUGUGAGGAGACACGCUGCUGCUAAUAAUCGAUCACAUCGCUAAAUAAUAAUACUACACUCUUUAUACAUAAUCCCAGCUGAUGAGUGUACUGUAAUACAUGUUAUUAAAUUCAGUAACACUUUACAAUAUGGGUACAUUCAUUAA